Molecule: messenger RNA, 941 nt
Organism: Cephus cinctus (wheat stem sawfly)
Lineage: Eukaryota; Metazoa; Arthropoda; Insecta; Hymenoptera; Cephidae
Product: larval cuticle protein LCP-17
Exons: 2
Coding region: 490-840 (116 amino acids)
Cellular component (GO): chitin-based extracellular matrix
Molecular function (GO): structural constituent of chitin-based larval cuticle
Source: RefSeq, a predicted model, not a curated record
ACUCCAGGUGUUUGGAGAAGCAGUCGAUUCCAAAGGAGGACAUCUCAAAUUUUAAUUUAACUGUUAGUUCUCUUUUUUUGUCGUUUUCUACACAGUGCAGUCGCACCUACGUACAUAUAGAUAUUUACCUAUACACAUUUUCAAGGCAGACAUCAGUUGUUCUAACCACUAUCAAUUUUGUGUCUAAGGAACGAAAGUCUCAGCGUCCAUUAUUUCUAUUGUACAUUGUAUUUAAUGCAUAGUCAAGUUUUCAUUUCUCUUAGAUUCAAUGCAUUCUCAACCUAUUUCCUCUCGAAUUCAUCAACUUCUUUAAACAAGGUCACCUGCUGAAGAUCAGGAAACCAGUUUACCCAACAACUGCUAUGACAUUUAGGAUCAUUGUACAAGUGACGUGUCGAAAAUUUGGUAGAAUGGUUGGGGCGACCAUUUGCCUCUAUAUAAACUCGGCUAGGAUGAUCAAGCCAGAUCAGUUCUUUCCUCUUUCACAUCAUGAAGUCUCUGGUACUCGCCAUUGUCCUUUGCAUCAGUGCCUGCUUGGCUGAUGUAUCCCACAUCGUUGGCAAGCCUGUCGGCAUUCUUCAAGAUGAAAAGGACUUGCUACCAGAUGGUUCAUUUAACUUCCAAUACGAAACUGAAAAUGGAAUAAAGGCCAGUGCACAAGGAAAUUCAGAUGGCACUGUUGUGGGUAGUUUCCAAUGGAUCGCUCCUGACGGCACUCCUGUACACAUGACUUAUACUGCUGAUCAAAAUGGAUAUAAGGUCCACCCUAAUCCGUCAUCCAGUUCACAUCCAGUUCCUCAACCUAUUGUUAGCACUCUGGGAAACACUCAUCGUCCUUAAGAAAAGUUCAGAGAAUCUGAACAAUUCUAAACGAUCAUUGGCUGAUACAAUAUAGUGACUUAAUUAGAUUAUUCAUAAUAAAAAUACUAUUUAUAGUAAAA